Exophiala dermatitidis NIH/UT8656 is the source of this 774-nucleotide messenger RNA. RefSeq names its product ubiquitin carboxyl-terminal hydrolase L3. Gene Ontology annotation, cellular component: cytoplasm. The coding region runs from base 1 to 774 and encodes 257 amino acids. Gene Ontology annotation, molecular function: cysteine-type deubiquitinase activity. Gene Ontology annotation, biological process: protein deubiquitination; ubiquitin-dependent protein catabolic process. The transcript has 2 exons. The record is from RefSeq and is a predicted model, not a curated record. Lineage: Eukaryota; Fungi; Ascomycota; Eurotiomycetes; Chaetothyriales; Herpotrichiellaceae.
AUGUCGGGCGAAGACGUCGAUGUGCCCGCCACGAAGAAGGCAUUCGUGCCACUUGAAAACAACCCAGAAGUCAUGACACAUCUGGUGCGCGAGCUCGGCCUUUCGCCAUCCCUACAAUUCCACGACGUAUACUCGCUGACGGAACCGAGCCUGCUUGCAUUCCUGCCGCGACCGGCGCUGGCGCUGCUGCUGGUAUUCCCCGUGACGGAGACAUACGAGCGAAAUCGGGUGCAGGAAGACUCUACGCGGGGACCCUACACCUCCAAGGGAAACCUGGAUGACGAAGAAGGCGGCAUAGUGUGGUUCAAGCAGACGAUCCGCAACGCGUGCGGACUGAUUGGCCUGCUGCACAGCGUCACCAACGGCGCCGCCCGCGACCAGAUCGUCCCCGGCAGCGAUCUGCACAAACUCCUCCAACAGGCCGUCCCGAUCACUGACCCCGACGAACGCGCCGAGUUACUUUACAACAGUAAAGCUCUUGAGGCGGCACAUGCCACGGCUGCCGCAAAGGGCGAUACCGAGGCGCCUGAGGCCGAUGCCAAAGUGGACUUGCAUUUCGUUGCGUUUGUCAAGGACACCAAGAACGGCGAUCUGUGGGAGUUGGAUGGUCGGAGAAAGGGCCCUAUCAAUCGUGGCAGAUUGGGUCCGGAUGAAGAUGUCUUGAGCGAGAAGGCCCAGGAGUUGGGCGUCCGUGCCUUCUUCAAGAGAGAGGAGGAGGCUGGCAAUCGAGAGUCGAGGUUCAGUGUCGUUAUGUUGGGUCCGAGUUUGGAGUAA